AUGACCAAGCGAACGUUACUUCUCGUCUUCAUCCACGGCUUCAAAGGUAGCGCUAACACCUUUGGACGAUUUCCCGAGGAUCUGGCCAAUCUGCUCUCCCACUCGCUACCCAAGAUCGCGGUCAAAGCAGUCCAAUACCCACCCUAUGAUACGCGAGGAGAUCUCGCGCUAUGCGUCGCCAAGUUCCGCGAAUGGCUGCAGAAUCUGGUCAUAGAAUUGGAGGUCGAGAAUGGGACAAGGAAUCCUAUGCAUGAGCCUGGAGUACGAGUGGUGUUAUGUGGGCAUUCUAUGGGUGGGAUCGUUGCAGUCGAAGCUGUGUUGAGCAUUCUUGAGAAGGAUAAGGAUGUUGUGCAAGAGGGGUAUGCGAAUGAUACUACCAAUUCUUCUGCUACUGGUGAAGACGCGAAGGCCAUGGAAGGCGGUAGUAAGGCUAGAAAAAGCGGCAAACUUGCUGUGCCGGAUAGGCAUGAAAGGGCUUCUUCUGCUCCGCCUGCACAAGGCGAGCCGGUCUCUCCGUUCUUUCCGCAUAUCCAAGCGGUACUGGCGUUCGAUACGCCAUACUUGGGCAUAAGCCCAGGUGUUCUCGCUCACGGGGCAGAAGAACAUCUAAACCAGGCUUCGUCGGCGUACAAGGCUUUUGGCACUGCUUCAGACAUCUUUGGCUGGAACUCGCCGAGGAGUGCUUCGCCGCAACCCAUUGCAAAUGCUUCGUCUAAAGGCUUGCCAGCACCGAGCAGUGAUGGCGCAGGCUGGGGUACAUGGGGCAAAUAUGCUAUGUAUGGUGGCGCUGCUGCGGCUUUGGCGGGAGCAGCGGGAGCGGCAUACAUGAACCGCAAUCAGAUCUCACAAGGUCUUUCGUGGGCGGGAAGUCAUCUUGAGUUCAUCGGGUGUCUUGCUCGUGGUGCGGAGCUUCAACAGCGAAUAGAGAAGAUGGUGGCGCUCGAGCAGGCGAGAGGAGUGGGGUUUGGCAACUUCUACGGGGCCCUCUCGCAGCAAGUAGCAGGAAAGACCAAGUGGGCUGGAGCAGCGGUAGGGAAGGAUAGGACUUUCUGUGUCAUUCCUACCCCUUCUCCUCCCGUUGAGAAAGGUAGUCCAACAGGCACGAAGCGAAGCAAGCCAUCAUCAGCCACCUCAAAACCAGCACCACCAGCUAAAAAGCGAAAGCAGGAUGUAGAGGAUGAGAAAGAAAUGGCUGCAGAGAUGGAGGAAGGCGAGGAGGUUGAUCGAUAUGCGAAAGACUUGACCAAGGACAAGGGUAAUUGGGUCAAGUGUGUCAAUGCUGUUGCUCAAGACGAGGUCACGGCACACAGAAGUAUGUUUAACCCGCCGAAGAAUCCAGAUUAUCAUGCUAUGGUUAGUCGUUCUAGAGAUUGGCUAGAUGGAGUUGUUGAUAAGCAAUGGUAUGAAGCAUCAAGUACUGGUGAGGUUGAAGGAGAGGCUAAAAGUGGUGCGGUGGUCAAGAAGCUCGAGGAUGGAAAGUUAGAAGGCGAGGUUGAAAUGCUGGGAGCAUGA
Recurvomyces mirabilis is the source of this 1512-nucleotide messenger RNA. RefSeq lists its product as uncharacterized. Bases 1 to 1512 code for a protein of 503 amino acids. Lineage: Eukaryota; Fungi; Ascomycota; Dothideomycetes; Mycosphaerellales; Teratosphaeriaceae. The transcript has a single exon. The record is from RefSeq and is a predicted model, not a curated record.